Messenger RNA from Metopolophium dirhodum (rose-grain aphid), 1528 nucleotides. RefSeq lists its product as uncharacterized. Bases 125 to 1249 code for a protein of 374 amino acids. The transcript has a single exon. Lineage: Eukaryota; Metazoa; Arthropoda; Insecta; Hemiptera; Aphididae. The record is from RefSeq and is a predicted model, not a curated record.
CAAUGUUCGCGCCGCGCGUCGUGCGCAUUCCGUUGCCAGCCGUCGUCAAAAUUUCACAUCGUUUACAGACGAGAGACCAGUUCUGUCGCCACCAAAACUAUAGCCAACGACGACCACUACGAAAAUGUACGCCGCAGGCAGAGGUGCGGUGCGACUGCUGCUGGUGGCCGCGUUCGUGGUGGCCGUGGCGGGCGUCGCGCGGCGGCCACGGCAGCCGCGGCAGCCGCGGAGCAAGGCGACCCGGGUGUACCGGCCGAACAUGGACGCGGGGAAGCUGCUCAAGCAUGUGAUGAUGCGCGAGAAAGAGUGGACGGACGUGCUGCAGGAACCGAUCAAGCUGCUGGGCGAGCCACCGCACAAGGGACGAGGGCUUGCCGCGCCGCCGGUGGGGCCACGGAAGGACGCGGCCAGCGGCGAGGACGAGGAGGCGUCCUUGUACGACGUGCGCGAAAUCGUGGCCACGGUGACCCGAUAUUACAGCACCAUCCGGUCGUUCGUCGAGUACGGUGCCAAGGCCGUGCGCCGGGCGCUGGCGUGCUACACGUUCAAGCAGGUGAUGUACCAGACGUCCAGCAUUUCACUGUUGAUGGUCAAGGAAGCCGAGGCGAACAUCGUGCUGCAAACGGCCAACGCGUUCAAGAAGAACACCGCCUCGUUCGUCGACAUUCUGUCCGCCGUGCCCGACGCCGACCUGUCCGUUCUGUUGCGCGCCUACUGGGAGUCGAUCAAGCUGUUGCAGUACGACGGCAUCCAACGUUUGGAAAAACUGCCGUAUCCGGAGGCGUUGACGAAAAGCAUGACAAAUUUGACCGGAAACGUCAACAUUUUCCUGUCCAAGUAUUGUAUGCCGUACGCGACCGAAGACGAUUUCUUCCAGAGGACAGGCGUCCCGCAGAAGACCCCGCUGAUCAAGGACGCCUCGAUCGAGACGAUGAUGUCGAUAGAACAAAUAGCCAACAUGACCCGCGAGCAAGCGCAGCACAUGGCCCGGACCGCCCGUAGCCUGGGAAUCGUCACCAUGCCCGACCACCUGUGGUCGUCGCUGUUCUUCUACCGCGGGCGCCCGCGGCCGGACAGCACUUACCUGGACGUAGCCGCCCCGCCGGCGGGUGAAGCCGCCGCGUCGAAGAGUGAAGGCGGUCCCAGUGUAGCCGGCUCGUCGACGAGUGAAGCCGGCCCGUCAACGAGUGAUGCUGGCCCGUCGACGAGUGAAGCCGGCCCGUCGACGAGUGGAGCCGGCCCUAGUUAGGCACGUCUAUAGUCGUCCGGAAGACGCGCCAUCACCGCACGGUAGACACCUGAUGAACGUGCAGACACACACGACGGAGUCAUUAUAAUGAUAUGAAAUAUAAUAUAAUUAUUAUUGUUAACUUAUAGUGUUUAGAUAUUAUAUUAUUAAGUUUUUGAAUUCGUUUCGGCUCGUGUUUUCGUUUUUCAUCAGAGAUUUAAAAAUGUAACCACUGUCAAUCAAUACCAAUAUUUAAAUAAUACUUUACAAUACAAUAUACGUAUACAAUAAUAUAAUGAA